Molecule: messenger RNA, 1501 nt
Organism: Setaria italica (foxtail millet)
Lineage: Eukaryota; Viridiplantae; Streptophyta; Magnoliopsida; Poales; Poaceae
Exons: 10
Coding region: 104-1249 (381 amino acids)
Source: RefSeq, a predicted model, not a curated record
CAGCCUCCCACAGGCUCCCAGCACCCUCACGCCUCCAUCCCGCUCAUAUUUGGACGCCGCAUUGUGUUCCCCGCGGCCACCGCGCCGCCUUAAACCCUAAACCAUGGCCUCCCGCGCCGCCGUGGCGCUCCUCCUCCCAGUCCGCCUCCUUUCCCUCGCGCUCCGCCCGUGCUUCUCUCAUUCGUCCACCGCCGCGCCCCGCCGCGCCCGCGCCGCUGCGGCGCUGCUCGCCGUCGCCGCGCUCGUCUCCGCCAUCUGCGCGGUGCCCGACGCCGGAACCCGCCCUGUAGUCGCCACCGGCGCCGACGCCGACGCCUUGCGAUCGGAAAUUGAGGCGCUCAGGCUAAAGAUCGCGCAGUUGGAAUCUUUGCUGGAGGAAAAUACAAAAACGUUGAACAGUAAAGCUAGUAUUUUGGAGGAGGAUAACAAACUCAUUGAAGCAAUGGAAUGUGACAUCCAGCUUUUAAUUGAUGGACCAGAGAGUACAAAGGAUUCCAAAAGCAAAUCAUAUUCUGCUGGCAACAUUAAAUCUAUGGAAGAUGAGGUACAACAACUCCAGCAAGAGGUCAGUAAGAUAAACAAAAAUUCUGACACGAUAGAAUCGUUAGCACGUGAUACUGAGAGAAGGGUGGAAACUCUGAGUUCGGAGGUCAAAAAGAUAGAGGAUAUAAUUGCGGAGCAAUGGAUCCAAAUUCGACAAUUUGAACAAGCAUUUGUAUUAACUAAGAUGAUGGCAUCAAAAGUUCAUGAGAGAAGUAGGCCAUUGCAGAUGGUUUUCAAGUGGCCUGGAAAAGAAACAAUUCUUAAGUAUGCUGGGGAUAUCGAUCUCAAAGAUAUUUUUCUUAGAGGGGCAUCAUAUGCAUGGUCCUGUUUUUCUCAUACAUAUAAACAGUCCAGUAGUUUUCGACAAGAAAUAAACAGAUACUAUCAUGAGGCAUAUCGAUUCCGCAAAGCAAUCCGUCGCCAAUAUAUUCCUGACACAGACAGGCCUGACGUCUUCUUCUUGGGUGGUUCCGUUUCAAGAUCAAGCAUUUCUAUUCCAUAUGACCAAUUCAAGCUUUUUAUUUCAUCAACACAAAAGUUUCAUCAUAAGGUCCAAGUUUUUCUCCAUGAUGCUCUGGAAUCAAACACAUACAGCAGAUGUUUAGCGAAUGAGCCUGUUACAUUUGUCUUGGCAUAUCUUCUUGUCGUUUCACCAAUGUGGAUCGCUUGGUUCCUUUAUUCAUGGCGAUUUGGCUCAAGAAAAUGAAAAUUUGUCAGAAAAAGAAUUGUGCAGUCCUGGGUUCUCUUUUAUUUUUCACGCAAAAGGUAUAGAAGAGUGUAACCAAGAAAAAACAUGUGAAAAAAUAUGCAAUCAUCAUGGGGUGAAAAAUAUCUUGUAUAUCUAUAACUGUCAUAGAACUAUUUAAACCAUUUCACCCAAUUGCAAUAUGGACAUAUCAUAUAGCACAGUUCAAAGUGUGAAAAUAUGCUAGCAGCCGGUUGUUUUCUGGAACCGAAA